Messenger RNA from Lytechinus variegatus (green sea urchin), 2037 nucleotides. RefSeq names its product annexin B9-like. The transcript is spliced from 12 exons. The record is from RefSeq and is a predicted model, not a curated record. NCBI's taxonomy places the organism in Eukaryota, Metazoa, Echinodermata, Echinoidea, Temnopleuroida, Toxopneustidae. The coding region runs from base 100 to 1050 and encodes 316 amino acids. Gene Ontology annotation, cellular component: cytoplasm. Gene Ontology annotation, molecular function: calcium ion binding; calcium-dependent phospholipid binding.
UACCGACAGCGCACAACCGGGCUACACGCAUCAUCCCUCGCAGACCGUCAACAGGGUGAAUUUCCUUCGCUUCUUUCUUCGAAGACAAAGACUGACAAUAUGGAAAACAGGCCUACCGUCACAGAAUUCGAGGGAUUCGACAAGGACGAGGAUGUGCAAGUUCUUAGGAAAGCAAUGAAAGGACUUGGUACGGACGAGCAAGCUAUCUUGGAUAUUUUGUGUUACAGAACCAACGACCAGAGACAGGAGCUAGCUAACCACUACAAAGCAUCCUAUGGAAGGGACCUGAUCGAUGAUCUCAAGAGCGAGCUCAAAGGAGAUUUUGAGGACAUCAUCAUCGGUAUCAUGACGCCCCUUCCUCUCUUCGAUGCUACCUGCCUGAAGAAUGCAAUGUCGGGAGCAGGUACUGAUGAGAAGGUUCUUCUUGAAAUAUUGUGUGCUCGAUCUAACGCCCAAAUACAGCUUAUCAAGGCGGCUUACGUAAAAGCUGGAUACGGCGACGACCUGGAGAGUGACCUCGAGAGCGAGACAAGCGGUGACCUCAAACGUCUGCUGGUAGGACUGUGCACGGGAGCUCGUGACGAAUCAGAUGAGAUUGACGCUGAAAAGGUUGAAGCUGAUGCCCAAGCUCUCGUUGAGGCCGGGGAGGGUCAGCUCGGAACAGACGAAUCUGAAUUCCAGAGGAUUCUUGUUGCCAAGAGUAUUCGACACAUUAGAGCUGUGCUCAUCGCAUAUGCCGCUGCUGCUGGCAAGACUAUGAUCGAGUCUAUCAAAAGCGAGAUGUCGGGAGACCUCGAGCAAGGUUACCUUAACAUCGUGAACUACAUCAGGAACCCACAUGAGUAUUUCGCAGAGCUUCUCUACAAAGCGAUGAAGGGACUCGGUACAGAUGAACGCUGCCUCGGGAGGGUGAUUGCUACAAGGGCUGAGAUCGAUCUUGGUAGCAUCGCAGACGCCUUCCAAACGAUGUACGGUCAAACCCUGGUCGAGUUCAUCGAGGACGAUGUUUCUGGUGAUUUCAAGAGAGCAUUGAUCGCUCUGGCCAGCUAGAUCGCUGACCACACCCCCAUCAUCGUCUUGACCAUUAGAAUCAUCCUCUUCACCAUUAGAAGCCUUUACCAGAGUCCAGCAUCUUUACCCCAAUAGAAAAAAGAUGGACACUCCCAGAAAGCCUUAAUUUGUAAAUUAUAUUCUUAUAUGAAUACAUCGCUAAAAUAUGUACGUAGAUAAUAUGUGGUGUGUAUAGGCAUGUUUUGUGGGUGUGCUCGAGAUAAGGUCUGUGUUUCUGAAUAUUCAUGAAUUCUAUGGUAAUAAAUAUAAAUGCAUCACAUCCCUGUUCAGUGUCGACACUACGCAUAUCUCUGUUGGAUUCUUACUUGUAUAUAUAUUUUUAUCCAAAUGAAAAACUUUGUUAUUUUAUUGGACUCCUAUUGCGACUGAUAUCAGAAUGAUAAGAACUACAGCAUUUCCAAAAACGUUUAAUGAUUUUAUGUUCUCAAAUGACGUUGAAUUGAAAAGAAUUGGAUUGAAACCGUUUUCUACAUCUUCGCUCUUUUGCUCGCCACCCCCUCCCCUUUUCCCUUCUCAGUCUCGCCCUCUCUCUCUCUUUCUUCUUGUUCUAUUUAAAAUCAGUCUAUUCUUUUCCUACAUGUAUAUGAUUUCUAAGCCAUUUUCAUAUAGCCGUGUUCAUAUUGUUGUCUGAUCGUCCGUUUUGUCUUUUUUUAAUAACUCGAUGAUAAAACCGUGGAUAAUUCUAUUGUUCUAUUUCAUGUAGUCUGUUGUUUUCACAUAGGGGCUACCUUAGGCUAUUAUUUUUGAAAUAAUAAGAUAUGUCAUGUAUGCAUUGGUAUAAUUAACAAUAUAAAUGCAAUGAGGUAAUAUUGUGAUAACUUCUGUUAAUAAUUUAUUUCUAUGCCGUGUGAUAUAAUUUCACCCAAUGAGUAAAGAAAAAAUUUACGUUAAAGUUAUGAAUUUCGGUAACUAAAAUACGCUGAUUAAUGACUAAUUUGAGUUUGAAAAAGGAAUAAAAAAAGAAAG